AUGGAAUUUAUAUCUGCCAUAGAAGAUGCUUUAUUACGUGGAGAAUGGACUCAAGCACUCAAUGACAGCCGUAGUCUGCUCACAGCGCGUAUUGUAGAGCUUCCGGAAGAAUCAAGUAACUUGGCUAUUACGAUGACAACACAAGAGGAACAAGUGCUGUCUGUGUAUCUUCAAGCAGUAUUUGAAUUAGCACUAGAUGAUGAAGUGGAGACGGCAAUGAUCAUGGCAAAGGCUUUUUCACCUUUGCCUAGUCAUAUUGCAAUUCAUUAUUGCAACUUUCUAAUUGCAAUGAACCGUCGACUGAUGGCCAAGCAAGUGUUACAAGACUUGCUCGAGUCUUUGACUAGAAACCGAGACGUGAACUCUAGUGUUAAACAAUACGUGAAAGCUGUUGAGAUAAUGGCGUUGCAAGUAAUGCUGCCUCAUGAGGGAAUUGAAGCUGCGCAGCAGUUUGUGACGAGCGACAAUGUGCUGAACGAUGAAGUCAAGUUGCAAUUACUUUGUCAGAUCCAAACGAUGCACUUGGCUACUCAGGAAGCUAACGAAGACAGUCUGGAGACUUUGUCAGUGAAUCAGACCGACACAACUGCAAGCAGUAAAUUACAGACGACGGAUGUGACAUCUCAGUCGAUGUCAACUCCAUAUACUCGUAUGCAGCCGUCUGCCACCAAGAUAGAUGACGACUCGAGUACCUACGUGAUCAUCGGUGGUACAGCUGUGGUCUUGGCUGUCGCAGCGGCAGGUGCAUUGCGCUACCGUGAGAAAAUUCACGAUUGUAUUUCCAAUGUUAUUCCUGCUAUCUCAAAAGGUAUUGCAGAUGCAAAAUACGCAUUGUUUGAAGCUUGA
Messenger RNA from Peronospora belbahrii, 846 nucleotides. The record is from the annotation of a GenBank genome assembly. Lineage: Eukaryota; Oomycota; Peronosporomycetes; Peronosporales; Peronosporaceae.